AUGCCGACUCCUCCGUACACUUCGCCAAGCAGACCUAAAUAUGGGUUUCAAUUUCAAUUGGGAGAUAUGUUUGUAUCAAAUUUCACUCUCUCCUCCCCCAACAGACCCAAAUCACUAAGCAACAACGGGAGAGAGAGGGGGGUUGGAUGGGCUGGGUUCCCCAGAGAAGAGGCUGAGGAUGGGGUGGAAGAGGUUGGGAUAGGGUGGAGCUUUUGGGAGAAGGGUGGUUGGGCGACGACAGAGGAGUGGCUGAGGGGUGGGGGUUCGUCGGGAGGGAGAGAGUUUUGGAUUCGCUGA
Molecule: messenger RNA, 297 nt
Organism: Prunus armeniaca (apricot)
Lineage: Eukaryota; Viridiplantae; Streptophyta; Magnoliopsida; Rosales; Rosaceae
Source: the annotation of a GenBank genome assembly